AUGGUGUUUAAGGUCGAAACAGUACCUACGAAACCUUUCGAAGGCCAAAAACCAGGAACUAGCGGAUUAAGGAAGAGGGUGCCCGAAUUCCAACAAAAACAUUACACGGAGAACUUUGUGCAAGCAGUUCUCGAUGGCGGUCUUGGAAGUAAAAAGAAAGGUUCUGUGUUAGUGGUAGGAGGCGAUGGACGAUUUCUGUGUUCGGAAGCUGUCAACGUCAUUAUUCAAAUCGCAGCAGCAAAUGGAGUCAGUUUAUACUUGGAAAAGGCUUCGAAGGACGCAAGAUUGAUGGAGGUUUUCACAGCACUUUUCUUAGAUAUAACAAACGCUAUACAUGAUGUAACUACAAAGAUUUCUCACUACUCAAUAUGUCCUGAUCUGAAAUGUGAUUUUACAAGGAUUGGAAGAAAUGAGUAUGAUAUUGAUGGUGUUGGACAUUUCAUGGUUGAUAUUAUUGACCCAGUGAAAGAUUACGUUGAAUUGAUGCAGAGUAUUUUUGAUUUUUCAAAGAUAAAAUCGCUAAUUUCUGGCCAGCUUACCGGCAAGCGCUUUGAAGUGCUGGUCGAUUCAAUGCAUGGGGCUACUGGUCCGUAUGUUUCGACUAUUUUAUGCGACUACCUUGGUGUUGAAAGCCAUGGGUUGCUAAGAACUGUCCCAAAACCGGACUUUGGAGGAGGGCAUCCUGACCCAAAUUUAACGUAUGCGAAGACGUUAGUGGAACAGCUAAACAAAGGAAAGCAUGACUUUGGUGCCGCCUUUGAUGGUGACGGGGAUCGUAAUAUGAUCCUUGGAAAAGGAUUUUUUGUGACUCCUAGUGAUUCCCUUGCUGUGAUCGCGGAUAACAUAAACUGUAUUCCAUACUUUAAGUCUCGGAAAAUUUCUGGCUUCGCUCGAUCUAUGCCUACUGCUGGUGCCAUUGACUUAGUCGCGAAAGCUAGGGGACUAGAGGUUUUUGAAACUCCUACUGGUUGGAAGUAUUUUGGGAACUUGAUGGAUGCCGGGCGUAUAUGUCUAUGUGGUGAAGAAUCCUUUGGAACUGGAAGUAUCCAUAUUAGGGAAAAGGAUGGUGUUUGGGCAAUGCUUGCCUGGUUGCAAAUUCUCGCCGAGAAGAAAAUGUCCGUCGAAGACAUUGUCAAAGAGCAAUGGAAACGUUAUGGCAGGAACGUUUUUACAAGGUACGAUUAUGAAAACGUCGACGCUUCAGGAGCUAAUUUAUUGAUGACAUUUCUCGAGUCUCAAAUGCCGUCAUUCGUUGGUAAAGAGCUAAGUGCAAACAAUGUGUCAUACAAGGUCAAACUGGCGGAUAAUUUUUUGUACACUGAUCCAAUUGACGGAUCUGUAGCAGCGAAACAGGGUUUGCGCAUAAUUUUCGAGGAUAGUUCUCGUCUUGUGUUUCGUCUUUCUGGAACCGGCUCUGCUGGGGCUACCAUUCGGCUGUAUGUAGAUUCCUAUGUGCCAUCCAGCGCCUCAGAUAAGCUUUUCGCACCCGCACAUGACAUUCUGAAGCCGCUCGUGCUGAUUGCUCUGGAUUUAUGCAAGAUGGAGCAUUUUACUGGCCGGAAGUCACCCACUGUCAUCACAUAG
Messenger RNA from Angiostrongylus costaricensis, 1584 nucleotides. The record is from the annotation of a GenBank genome assembly. NCBI's taxonomy places the organism in Eukaryota, Metazoa, Nematoda, Chromadorea, Rhabditida, Metastrongylidae.